AUGACAGGUCCACCCCGCCGCACCGCGAGCGAAGGCACGUCCAAUACGACCACCCCCAGCCAUACUACUAGUCCUUCACCGUUGCGUCGUGCCAAUUCGGCUCCUCUUCCCGCCACCGAUGAAUGGGUGGAUUCGAUUCGGCAUCACGUGACGUUCUCGGAGCGUCGCUUUGAUGUCAACACACUCCCCGCUGAUCUACGGAGGGUCUACUACCAACUGGAAGCCGCAGAGGGAGAAGAGUAUGCCCUGGUCUUUGUCUUUAUCGUACGAACGGCCUGUGAAUUGCACAGAGCGUGGCAUAUGACUCUAUUGACUUCCAAGAUUUUGCGUCAAGUGAUCAAAUUGAUUUUCCGGGUUAACGAUGGCGCGUUUGAAUUGCAUCGUCGCAUUCCCUACGAUUACGACUCGGAAUUCCAAGAUCUCUACAUGAAAAUUGCCGUGGCGCUGACGGAAGGACACAUUAACGUCCAUGAAGCCCUCAUUUUUCAAACCGAAACCAAACACGGCAAGCACACGGCGCCAUCGGGCUUGUUUUUGCGUGACACACCGGGACGAUUGCUCCUCUAUCCACUCAUGGCGUCUACUUGUACCGUCAUUUUCUUUGGAGGCGAUUGGUGGGAUGCCGCCGUGGCGGCUAUUACGGGAAUCUCCACUGGAUUGCUCGAAUUUGCCAUUACGUUUUGGGCUGAUUUUAGUGGUGCUGGGCAAUCCAAAAUUCUCAUUGAUGUACUGGCGGGAUGUAUCACGGGGAUUAUUGCUGGAUUGUUUUAUCGAUAUCAAGACAAUAUCCAGAGUAAUGAAUACUGUCUCUCGUCCAUAUUUUUGGGAACACUCUACUGGUUCUUUUACGGGACCGCCUUUGUCAUUGGAUUGCUCGAAAUUAUUGCGGGAGAAUUGGAAACCGGUGUCACCCGAUUUGUCGCCGUCAGUGUCAAGACGUUUGUGCUGGCAUUGGGAUCCGCCAUUGGAUUAAUGAUUGCCGUCGAAACCAAUGUCUACGAAGCAUGGACCAACUCGGCCAAACAGUGCAAUCAAAUCAUCCUAAAUGAUCACUGGUGGCGGAUUCCACUCUAUCUACUCUGUUCCGCCAGUGCACUGGGACAGUACCGAUUCCCCAUUGCCAAUUACUGGCGGGGGCUUAUCGUUCAACUGGUCGGAUACGAAGUACAGUAUCAAAUGUUCCGAUACUUUGAAAACAGACAUGCUCGAGACUUUUUGGAUACCGCCAGUUCCAACAUUGCCGGAGCAGCCGCCGCUGUCUGUAUGGCUCAUAUUCUCAGUUAUCUCUGUGAUACCGUCAACAAGUACUACAAUGCACGACUUUUGAUGCGAACACGCAAUCCGGCCGCUCCGACCGAAAAAGCAUUCCACAGUCCUAUUGGCAAGUUUAGUUAUGCCAUCUCCAAAGGAUACGUCCAGUUUGUCAGUUGUCUUGGGCUGGGCAAGAAAUCAUACGUCGAAGCGUUGAAAAUGGAAAAGAAACUCUACAAAGAUGUACAGGAAUUCCGUGAUCCCCAACAUCCGCGACAAGAAAUUCGACUCACGGCAGAAGAAGAGGCGGUAUUGGUGGAAGCCAUUGUCGAAGCGGAACACCUCAACAUUUGGGCGUUGCUCAUGCCGGCAGUGUACCAGUUGGUGCCCGGAUCACUCAUUGCCAAACUGUGGUACAAUAUCAUUUUCCCACCACCACCGCUGCCAUAUGAUCGUAAUAUUACGCUGGCCAACAAUAAAACUGUGACCAUUCAGGAUCUCGUGCAGAAUCCAGAUUCCGACGCUGUCUUUUAUGGACUCUGGGUGACAUCCACGUCGUUAGCGUUGGGACUCAUUGUUGGAUUUGCCGUUGUGCAGACGUGGCAGAUUAUUUGGAGCCGUAUCUUCCACGUGAUCUUCCCCGACAAGAAGCAAGAAGAAAUGACAGUGGACGAACUGGCCACCCAAAAGGUUCGACGAGCGCAAAAGAAACGACAACAAGUGCGGCAGCAGGGUGUCAUGCAACUUCAGGAGGAGGAAGACGAUCCCAGUGAUGAUUCGAUUCACUCUUUGCUGACCAGUACGCAGCGAACAGCCUUGCCCAUUUUGGCAGAAGAAGAGGAAGGCAUGUCGUCGACUCCCAGCAAACAAUCAUCGUCCCUGAGAUUCCGUCCCAUUCAUCAAGGUGACAUGACGACAAUAGACAACAACAACAAUGUUGCAGAACCCACACUGGUGACUAUGCAAAUGGAGAAACUGGAAAACACCGAAGGAGUCGAGAUCUCCUCCAAGGAUCAUCAAGUGUAG
Seminavis robusta is the source of this 2277-nucleotide messenger RNA. The record is from the annotation of a GenBank genome assembly. NCBI's taxonomy places the organism in Eukaryota, Bacillariophyta, Bacillariophyceae, Naviculales, Naviculaceae.